This is a messenger RNA of Epithele typhae, 1677 nucleotides long. RefSeq names its product MFS general substrate transporter. NCBI's taxonomy places the organism in Eukaryota, Fungi, Basidiomycota, Agaricomycetes, Polyporales, Epitheliaceae. Gene Ontology annotation, biological process: transmembrane transport. Gene Ontology annotation, molecular function: transmembrane transporter activity. The transcript is spliced from 13 exons. The record is from RefSeq and is a predicted model, not a curated record. Bases 1 to 1677 code for a protein of 558 amino acids.
AUGUCGCUCAAGCGCGGAGGCAGCUCUGAGAAGACGCCUGUCGAGCUCCAGGACAAGUCCUCGGUUGAUGGCUCCCACUCCGCCGAUGGCCAGACGCCUGCCCUUGGCUACACGCCGCCGGCGAGAACGACAAAGCCUAGGCUCCCCUAUACGUGGCAGCUUGUCAUGAUUAUUUUGACGUGCCUUUGUACCUUCGGGAACCACUGGUCCAACGGUCUUAUCGUCUCACUCAAGACCACCAUCAUUUCGAAGACGCACAUCAACAAUUCGCAGUUUGCUACGCUGGUCGCUGUUACCAAUCUCGUGAACACCUUCCUGUGCAUCGGUCUCGGCUUCUACAUCGACAAACUGGGAGGGUCCAUCAUGUCUGUCAUUCUCGCCGGAUUCCACCUCUCGGGUUCCAUGGUCAUGGCAGGCGCAUCGACGAACAAUCUGAACAGCUACCCACUCCUCAUCGCUGGCAAGGUUCUCGCUGCCAUUGGUGACGGUUCGCUCGACAACGCGCAGCACCGAAUCUUCUCCACCUACUUCGCGCCUGGGAAGGGGUUCGCAUUCUCCAUCGGCAAGUUAUUAUAUGCUCCUCCGUGUGCGAUCUGGUGUGUCGCCAACCUCGCACAGUUCACCGGCCAGUCCACCGCGAACGUGAUCACCCGGAACCUCGGCUCCUACUCGUGGGCCCUCUGGAUUAGCGCCGUCAUCGCGUUCUUCUCUUUCCUCUGUGCCGUGGCGGUCUUCUUCCUUGACCGCUAUCUGCGCGUGCGCUACGACAUUACCGAUCAGACGAGCGGCCGCAGACACACAGGAAAGAUCCGUCCGGGCACGUUCAACAUCCGCGCGAUCAAGCAUCUGCCGAUGACCUUCUGGCUCGUCGUGUUGUUCGCAAUCUUCGAGAACGCGGGCGUGCAGUCGUUCGUGUCCAUCUCGACGCAAUUUGCGCAGCAGCGGCUGCAGAAGGGUGCCGUCGUUGGCGGCUGGGUGUCGAGCUUCUACCUCCUCCUCCCCGCGGGUCUUACACCGUUCCUGGGCAUCUACAUCGACAUGUACGGCCAGAGGAUCGGGUUCUUGUUUGUCUCGGGGCUCACGUUCCUAGUGUCGAUGCUGCUGCUCAAGUUCUCACACACGGUCCCGACGUUCGUCGCGGCCUAUGUGUUCUACGCCCUCUCUCAGGCCGUGACCCCGGCACCUCAGGUCGAAAUCAUCCGAAGCAUCAUUCCCGACCCUGAGUACUUCGCAACCGGAUUCGCCAUUAAGAAAUCGGUCGUCCAGGCCUCAAUCGUGAUCAUCACGACUGCCGCUGGUCGCCUCCAGGACCUCUCCGCGACCGACUCACUUGACCCCGCGGUGUCGCUUUGGCUCGCGUACGCCUUCCUCUCCGUCGCAGUCUCCGGCUUCAUGCUCGCCAUGUCCUACUUCGCGCCCAACGUCGAGAAGCUCGCUGCCGCGCAGGGCAUUGUUGUCAACAAGGCGGACCGGAAGGACGACGAUGACGACGACGAGGUCAGCGACAUAAAGCUCAAGGAGCGCAUGCUUAAGUCGCCGAAGACGCGCAACGGGGUGAUCAGCUGGGGAUACCUCAUCGUCGCCUUGGGCAUCAUUUUCAUUGGCUGGAUUAUGUUCGGCCUGGGUGUGAACUGGGGUGUGCACGGUAGCGUUGUGGCGGGCACCGUCGGCGAAUGA